AGAGUUAUAAAUAAGAUAAUUAAUUACUGUUUUUAAUAAAAAUAGUCUAUUUUAAUUGAUUUUAAUUGGUUUUAAAAAAUCACAUGAUUUGAAAUGGAAAUAUUUUCGCGCUACAUCUACGUCACGCGUAUGACGUCACAAGUUGGCUGCAAAACUAAUGUAACAUGCAAAAUGUCAGAUUCAGAGGUAAAAAUUAGACAAAGCAUUUCGAAACGUUGGUGUUUUGUGCCUGGAUGCACAAAUACAAAUUUAAAAACACCAAAUAAAUUAUUUAUUUGUGUUCCGAAAGGAAACGAAAGAAAAAAAUGGAUGAAAGUAGUGAGGCGAGAUCCAAACGAAUGUUCUUUAACAUCAGUAAUGUUUUGUUGUGAAGACCAUUUCACAUUGCAGGAUGAUUUAGAAAAUUACAUGAGAGUAAAAUUGGAUCCAACCUCGAGAAUUUUACUUAAAAAAGGAGUAGUGCCGCAUAUUUUUGAUUGUCAAGAGGAUCGUCAACGAGCAUUUUCUAAACCUAAAAGACGAGCAAUUUGCAAGCUUACUAAUGUAAGAAAUUUAAAUGAAAUGGAACAGGAGAUGGCUAGAGAAAAUUUUGAAGUCGAAUCUGUGGUCAAUGAUAAGAACUUGCUUUCUCUGGAAAAUGAGGAAACUGAACAAAAUGUAGUUAAUGAAAAAAAUGAGUUUCUUGCACAAUUUAAUGUAAAUAAUAUCACUGAAAAAAAAGAUUGCGGUGUUCAGACAUUGCAAAUUCAAAAACCAUAUUAUCGCAGUAAAGGCACUUCCUGUUGUCCAAAAACAAAAAAUGUGGCAUGUUCACCUAUUAAACAGUUAAAUAAGCAGACUUUAAAUAAUAAUAAUAUAAGUUUAGAUUCACGGAAUUGUGAACAAACCUCUGAGCCUGAUUUACAAAUAAAUUCAACUAUAAGUAGCACUAGUUCUAUUUUAUGUUCGUCUUGUGCAUCAACAAGAAAUUCGGAUAUAACGUACAUUCCUGAUAACGAAGAACUAAGUAGAGAAGAAUCUGCGUUCUUAGACUGUGAAAAAAAGGAAUUAUAUCAAAAAGUAAAAAUGAUGCAAAUUAUGGAUCAUCCGAAACUUUUCAUGUGCAUACCAACAGAAGCUAUUUAUAUAUUGAAAUUGUUAAGCGAUGAGACUAAAAUUAAUAUUAAAAAUAUUUGCAUCGUAUUAACAAAAAUGAAGACCAAUGAUUCUUUUGAGAGGAUAGGAAUUGAAUUCGGACUAAGUACUUCUGAAGCAAAUAAAAUUUUCCGACAAAGUGUACCUCUAUUAGCAAAUUGUUGUAAACAAUUAAUUAUAUGGCCAGACAAAGAAAAAAUAAAAGCUCUUUUGCCAAUAGCUUUUCGAUCUAGAUAUAGCAAUGUUCAAAGCCUCCUUGAUUGUUUUGAAAUUUCGACUCAGAAACCCAGUAAUCCAGUUCAUCAAGCUCUUACGUAUUCCGAAUACAAAAAAGGCAAUACAGCAAAAUAUCUUAUUUCAUCAACUCCGGAUGGCCUUAUAAAUUUUAUAUCAGAAGGUUUUGGAGGAAGAACAUCGGACGUAUUGAUAGUAGAAAAAUCGAAUUUUUUAAAUGCCUUGCCACCAAACUCGGCAGUUAUGGCUGACAGAGGUUUUAAAUUUAUUGAUAAAUUUCUACAAACAAAAAACUGUACUUUGGUACGUCCACCUAGUGUUAGUGCUAACAAAAAAUCAUCUAAAGAACAAGUAAUUGAAACUAGAAGAAUUGCAAGUUUGAGAAUUCACAUAGAGCGUGUUAUUUGCAGAAUAAGAUAUUUCGAAAUAUUCAAGCCUCAUGCUUGCAUUCCUAUUGAAACUUUGGAUAUCAUUGACCAAAUGCUUGUAAUUGCAGUUAGCAUAAUAAAUCUUCAUGCAGUCGUUAUAAGGCAAUAAAUCGC
Molecule: messenger RNA, 1910 nt
Organism: Leptopilina heterotoma
Lineage: Eukaryota; Metazoa; Arthropoda; Insecta; Hymenoptera; Figitidae
Exons: 2
Coding region: 94-1905 (603 amino acids)
Source: RefSeq, a predicted model, not a curated record